This is a messenger RNA of Drosophila guanche, 760 nucleotides long. It is a transcript of the gene Cpr78Ca, whose product is annotated as pupal cuticle protein Edg-78E. The transcript has 2 exons. NCBI's taxonomy places the organism in Eukaryota, Metazoa, Arthropoda, Insecta, Diptera, Drosophilidae. Gene Ontology annotation, cellular component: chitin-based extracellular matrix. The record is from RefSeq and is a predicted model, not a curated record. Gene Ontology annotation, molecular function: structural constituent of chitin-based larval cuticle. Bases 178 to 561 code for a protein of 127 amino acids.
GGCAGUUUCAAUCUAACAUUCGGGGAUAGCAGAUCGCGACGCAGUUGAUGUUUCAAACGCUAUCUAACGGCUCAUAUUUCGGUGAAUUCUGAUUCUGAUACGGUUUCAGAUUCAGGUUUAGGUUCAAGAUCGGUCGAGUCUGUAAAACGAUACAUUUGGAGUAUAUUUAAUUAGGAGAUGACGAUGUGGUCGUUGUUUGGCAAGCUUCUGCUGGCCUUCGCAGUUGCAUCCACCACAGCCACAGCCAAUGCCGCAGCGUUGUUUGAUCGCACCAUUUACUACCACAACACGCCGCCCAAUGCCGCGGGCCACUAUCGUUACGAGUUUCAGACGAGCAACGGCAUAACCACCAAGGCGGCUGGCAACGAGCAUGGAGCCGUAGGCGUAGUCCAGUAUGUGUCCCUCGAGGGCAUACCCAUAACCUUCACGUAUGUGGCCGAUGCCAAUGGCUAUCAGCCGGAGGGCGCGCACAUUCCCGCCGUGCCGCUGCAUGUGCUCCGACAGCUGGAAUACAUUCGCACGCAUCCAGCGGUGGAUGAGCGCAGAUCGAGGCGCUGGUAAGGCUAGAAAUCAGCCAUAAAGAUAAAUAUUUUUUGACUAUCAUAUCUGUCAAUAUCUGCCUCGUAGAAUCGGAGAUAAGCGCAGAACGUCGUUGCACAUGAGAAAUAUUUAAAUUUGUGUAUUUAUCGCUUAUCGUUUUUACAUGCAAAUGUGGGGGAACGGGACAGACGCACCAGCAACAAAAGAAAAAGCGAACAAC